GGAAGAAAUUUUUCUCCCUUUAUUUAUGGAUAAGAAUCCAAUUAAUGAAAUACAUAUUUCACAGUCUAUCCUAGUUUCUGGAUAAAGGAAUACUAUCAGGUUGGGAGAAAUACUAGAUAAGGAAUUUUCGCCAGGCGGACAAGGAACUGCACUAAGAUAAGCUUUAUUGUCUGGUUUUAUAUAUUAUUGUAAGGAUAUAUGGGAGAGCACCAUGGUGAAACCAAAAAAGUUGCUGGGAGUAAGGAUUCCAAGCUGGAAUUUUCUGAAGAUGAAGAAAUGCUCAUGGCAAGAAUGUUCAAUCUGCUUGGACCAAGGUGGACUUUAAUUGCUGGAAGAAUACCAGGAAGAACAGCAGAAGAGAUUGAGAAGUACUGGAAUUCAAAGGCUUUGGCUAAAGAUAACAAACAUUUGGAUCUCAAGUUUCAACAGUCCACAAAUGAUAUGUAGAUACAUAUGUUGUGUUCUUAUGAACCUAUUAUAAUUAUGUCUUGUAUAAUAUGUAAGGUAGUCGUCGUUAUUUAGUCUUAAUUGGAUCAAAUUACUCGUUAGAAUUUAAUAAGAUCUGAUAUCAUAUUAAAACUCGGGAUUUCAUCUUAAAAGAUCAAUCUGAUUAAGAGAAGCAGUCCAAGUUCUUAUUAGUUAGUCUAUAUUUUCAUUUGUAUUCAAUGUGAAAUUUUAUCCCUUAAGAGUCGAAAAUGGAAUUACUGUCAAUUGUAAGUUUCUACGUUAAUAUUUUCAUUUAUUUUUCAGCAAUUGAA
Molecule: messenger RNA, 758 nt
Organism: Olea europaea var. sylvestris
Lineage: Eukaryota; Viridiplantae; Streptophyta; Magnoliopsida; Lamiales; Oleaceae
Product: transcription factor CPC-like
Exons: 4
Coding region: 199-447 (82 amino acids)
Biological process (GO): cell differentiation
Cellular component (GO): nucleus
Molecular function (GO): transcription cis-regulatory region binding
Source: RefSeq, a predicted model, not a curated record